Molecule: messenger RNA, 804 nt
Organism: Adineta ricciae
Lineage: Eukaryota; Metazoa; Rotifera; Eurotatoria; Adinetida; Adinetidae
Source: the annotation of a GenBank genome assembly
AUGAGUAUUUCAUAUCACUCAUAUACAAUCAGAAAUACACUCACCGCACUAUAUCUCGACGCUAACAGAACCGCUGCUGAAGGAGUACAACACCUUGCGGAUGUGUUGCGAAAGAACACGACACUCAUCAUACUAACCCUCCGAUAUGACGGAAUCGAUGAUAAAGGAGCACAACACCUUGCGGAUGCGUUGCGAACGAACACGACACUCACCAUACUAGAUCUCGGCAGUAACGGAAUCGGUGCUGAAGGAGCAGAACACAUUGCGGAUGCGUUACGAACGAACGCGACACUCACCGCACUAGAUCUCGGCAAUAACGAAAUCGAUGAUAAAGGAGCACAACACAUUGCGGAUGCGUUGCGAACGAACGCGACACUCACCACACUAAACCUCUAUCGGAACAAAAUCGGUGCUGAAGGAGCACAACACCUUGCGGAUGCGUUGCGAACGAACACGACACUCACCAGACUAACCCUCCGAUAUGACGGAAUCGGUGAUAAAGGAGCACAACACCUUGCGGAUGCGUUGCGAACGAACACGACACUCACCGCACUAAACCUAAAUGGUAACAGAAUCGGUGAUAAAGGAGCAGAACACAUCGUGGAUGCGUUGCGAACGAACACGACACUCACCUCACUGGAACUCGGCAAUAACGAAAUCAGUGCUGAAGGAGCACAACUCAUUGCGGACGCCUUGCGGAGAAAUGUACGCCAAUAUGGUGUAGAUCUUGCGCUGAAUGGAAUGGGAAAACAAGUGAUAGUUGAUCUGAUGGCUUUUCUCGUAGAAACGAUGUUUUUCGCUUGA